Clarias gariepinus (North African catfish) is the source of this 3479-nucleotide messenger RNA. RefSeq names its product nuclear cap binding subunit 3 (gene ncbp3). The record is from RefSeq and is a predicted model, not a curated record. Gene Ontology annotation, cellular component: nucleus; cytosol. NCBI's taxonomy places the organism in Eukaryota, Metazoa, Chordata, Actinopteri, Siluriformes, Clariidae. The transcript is spliced from 13 exons. Bases 151 to 2211 code for a protein of 686 amino acids. Gene Ontology annotation, molecular function: mRNA binding; RNA 7-methylguanosine cap binding.
GCGCUAAUAACGCUGUACCGCCGCUGCGCUCUGGGGUUUUGCUCGGAGGCGCGUGAGCUAGCAGAGCUAACUAGUUCUGGUUUCACUUACUUCAAUGAAGAAGAGGCUUAGCAUAUUAGCUAGGUCGCUCAUUAGCUAGCCUGUUACGUCAUGGCGGCUGUUCGCAGUUUGCGGGUUUCUGUGAAACAUGAAAGCGCGUCGGACCGGUCUGACUCGGAUUCCGACUCCGAUUCGGACCGGAAUAAUCGUGAAGCGGAACCUAUGGAGGUCGAGGAGGGAGAGCUUGAGCUGGAAUCUAUUCAUGUUCGACGAAGUUUAAAGGAAUUGUUGCCGGACACAAGCCGGAGAUAUGAAAACAAGGCAGGCGCUUUUAUUACUGGCAUCGAUGUUACAUCCAAGGAAGCAAUUGAGAAAAAAGAAAAAAGAGCGAGGCGAUUCCACUUUCGUGCAGAGGACAAUGUCGCUCAAAGAAAUGUGGUGCUGGACAGGGAGCUUAUAAAAAAAGCAAUUCCCAAGAUCCGACCGGAGGCCUUGCACCUGAGUGGUGUGGAUGACAUGAGCACCCAAGAUGUGUUCAGCUACUUUCAAGAGUAUCCUCCUGCACAUAUUGAGUGGAUAGAUGAUGCUUCAUGUAAUGUAGUUUGGCUAGAUGACAUAACUCCCUCCAGAGCUUUGAUUAACAUGAGUCGGAUGCCUGACAAAGAAGACGCUAAUACUGCUGACACCAAAACCACUGACGUCCCAGUCCAAGAAGAGAGAGUAAGGCGAAAUCAUGGUUCGGAUGAGGAUGAUGAUGAGGAAGAGGAAGGGGAGGUUGAUGACGAUGAUGUAGUGGUGAAGGCAGACAAAAGCAGUGAUGAUAGUGAAGGAAAAGCCAGUGAUAGUGAAGAGGAAAUAGAGAAAAAAACUACUCAAGGAAGUUCCCAGACAGACCAGCUAUCUCAGGCAGAGCAAGAGUCUCUGCUCCGCAAUGACUUGCGCCCUGCGACCAAAUCCUUCAAAGGCAACAAGCUGUUUCUGCGAUUUGCCACACAUGAUGAUAAAAAGGAGCUGGGUGCUGCAAGGAGAAGUCGGUACUAUAUGAAAUAUGGCAAUCCAAACUAUGGAGGCAUGAAGGGCAUCCUCAGUAAUUCUUGGAAACGUAGAUAUCAUACCCGAAGAAUCCAGCGCGACGUUUUAAAGACCAAAAAGCCCUUAAUAGGAGACAGCAUGGGACACACUCCACCAUACACACACCGACAUUCAGCUGAUCUAGUAAAUCUCCCAGAGGAGCCCAUAGAAGAGGAAGAGGAGGAGGAGGAGGAGGAGGAGGAUGGUGAGGAAGACAUGGAUGCUGAUGACAGAGUCGUCGAGUAUAGAGACAGGGAACGGGGGUCUCAACUUGGGGAAGGGGGCGUCCGUAGUCGUCUCGGGGGCUCUUUCUCUGAGUCGUCAGAUUCAGAUGAAAUGGACUAUGACCUAGAGCUCAAGAUGAUCUCAACACCUUCACCUAAAAAAAGCAUGAAGAUGACCAUGUAUGCAGAUGAGGUUGAAAAUAACCUCAAGACCAUCAGAAAUUCCGUUCGGAGUGACACAGGCUCAUCUAGUAGCAGUAUACGAAGUCGUAUUGGUAGUGGUGUGACCAAACCUACCCCAGAAAAGGUGACCGAUGUCAGGCAGUUGCUGGAGGAGAAAAGACAGGGCCUUUCACAACAGGGGACACGCCCCCCUGUGGCCUCUACUGGAAAGACUGAUGUGAGACAGAGGUUGGGAAAGAGGCCGCACUCUCCAGAAAGGCGCCGCUCUGUCUCCCCUGUGCCUCCAAGAAACACAGCAGCUCGAAGAGAACCUCUUACUGACGUUCACAGCAGACUCGGGACAAGUAAACAUGAACCACGGGUUCCCACCAAAGACAAAAAGUCUGGUGGUCUGUGGAGCCGCCUAGGGCCAUCAAAUAAAAAUGUCCAAAGUGAUAGCAAGAUUUCUGGCAGGCUAGGAAGCAACGUGCCAUCCUCACGUGGGAGCCGGCAGAGAGACGAAGCGGACUCGGAUGGAGUAGAUGAUUCCGGGGAUGAGGAUGAGGAUUCACAGCUGCAGAAAAUGUGGGGGGCGAUGAUCAAGCAGAAGGAGCAGCGGUCCAACAAAAUGAAGAAAAGCCGACUGGACAACCUUCCAUCACUGCAGAUCGAGAUCAGCCGAGACAGCAGCAACGGCUCUGACAGUGAUUCAUGAGAUGGAAUAAGAGACUGAAACUAGAAGGAUAAGGAGGAGGAAAAGAGAGGAAAUCAAAUGCUUCUGACUUGUUAAAAAGAUGCUUACAAGUAGAUAGCUUUACUCUCUAGCCCUAGUCCAUACAUGGAUCCUGCCAAAAUCCUAUCUUUCUUUCUCUUUUUCUCUAAACGCACCUAACAGACUUGACUCUGAGGAGUCCCCUGCCAAAAGAGACAGAAUACUAGACUUUUUUUUUUUUUUUAAUCUUCAGAAGGAUCAGUGUGGAAGAAAUGCAGGUUGGGCCUGCCUUUAAAGGAGCAGUUAGUAAUUUUUAGGCCUGUUGCUACCUAAAUCUUCUACUCCAUUGCAGCGUUAAAUAUUUUUUUUUCUACAGUAUCUUUUUAACUGAUUUGUACAGGUCUAGAAAUAAAUUUAAAGAUUACAAGCUGCUCCUUUAAAUAAGUGUGAUUGGCUGUGGUAUUUACAAGACCCAUGUAUGUUUUAUGGCGAUGCAGUUGAGAAUAAGGUUACUAUCUAAAACAAGCAAAACACUGCAAUGUCUCUAGGAAGUAUUUUUCAUGAAUAUAUUGUCAGUAGCAGCAAAUAGUGUUGCCUUCUCGCAGCUCCAAAUCCCUAGGUAUGUCCUGAGCUUGGGAUACGGUGGGGUGGAGGGUUGUGUGUUUUUCCCCCAGUGUGUUUUCCUUUUCCUCCCCAAAACAUGCCAGUCAGUGGAUCAGUGCCCCCAGGUGUGAAUAAGAUUGUACAUGGUGCCCUGUAAAGGAGUGGAUGUAUACCUACUUUUUUUCCAGUGUUCCUGGGAUAAGCAUCAUCCUUGACCAGGAUAAAUGAAUCUGGGUUUAUGUUAGGAGUGCCAAAUGGCACUAGAUGUAUUAUAUUCUGUAGUUUAAAAUUAGCUUGGGAUAUACUUAUUAUUUCACUGGUGGACACCAUGAAGACCAGGGCUUGAAACUAGCCUGGAGCAUCAGAGUCUAGUAAAUUUGGUGGUUUUUCUGUUAUUGUGCUAAUUCAUGAAAUUUCCUACUGGCUGGAUACUGACCCUCCACUACUACAGCAUUCAUGUCCAUCCCUGAUAGAGAUGCAUACACUAGGCACAUUAACACCCAUGUCAUUUGGAGCUGUUUAGAACUAAAGGUUUACCACAUUGUAGCCAAUGAAUAAGUUUUGCAAAAAAUAAAACCGUGGUCUACAUUCCAUAUUGUAUGUGGUCAAUCAGCUCAACAAGCAAGGAAAAUUAAUUGUAUGUGCAAAUAAACAUCUUUUUACACAAA